AUGCCCGAACCCGACAAGAGGGCCGCCGCCACAGCGGCGUCGCAGAGUCCGUCAGAUCACGUGACCAGAAUCUCCUCCACCGCCACGCCGUCUCGUCCACGCAUACACACCACUCCCACCCCACAGUCUGAGGUUCUGUUGCCCCAGCAGCCUUUGUCGGCUUCACCCACCAAGACUGAGAGCGCGGAGCAGGCUGACAAGUACAAGACGCUCAAGGGCCGACCGGAGGAAGCAGGACCGCCGCCCACGCCGACCAUAGCGCCCGCUGCGGUCAUCACACAUCUGGUUCCGAAACACAAAAAAAGCAAAACCAGACUCAAGAGCACCCCCAAGUCGAGCCCUCGAACCACACCCACCAGAACAACACCGUACAGGUCGUACUCCACCACAGAUGAAGACCCGGAGAGUUCAGAUGAAGAUAUCGGUCCCGGAUCGCUGCUAGCCGCCCAACAACGUCUGCCAAUCGGAGUGCCUGACAAAAACAGACACCCCAAGCUCAAAAGCCACGCCAGCGCUCCCGCAGUGCCCAUGGCCAGAGACCCCAGCGGAGGAAGCGUCACUAAUGGCUCUUCCGUCGGGCCUACCAUCACCACAAUCACUCCUGGAGGCUACAACUCCACCCCCGGAGCUUCUACAGGCGAGUCUCUCACUAAUGCAUCUUCGUCUUUGCCUGCAUCGUCGCUUCCAGGUAUCGCAUCUGUCUCGUCACCCUCACUCCCCACGACUCUGCCUCCAUCGUCGACUUCAAACUCAGGUACUUCUACCCCAGCAGUGCUCUCAGACCCCGUCGUCAAGCCCCGAAAGGCAUCUGCUCCUGCACCCGCCUCAAACUCGCAUAUUACCGUGGAGACAGAAACCGUGCCUGCUGUGCCCACUGUCUCCGUAGCGCCUCCGCCACCAGUGCAGCCUCAGACUGAUAGCAACAGCAACACAAACUAUCAGGGCGGGUCUGUCAACUCCACUGUGGCGUUGUCUGGAGGCCCACAGCUGGGUUCAGGCUCCAACUCUCUAAGACUCAAGAAGUCACAGGAUGUCAAGUCGAGGAAAAAGAAGGGCAGAUCCCAGCUUUCGCAGCAGGGGAACACCAAAGCCGAAAUCUUCGCGGCCAAGGUCGCUUCCGCCGUCGACGAAGUCCACUCCUCAGACUCGGACGAAGACUUUGUAUACGAGUCCAACCCCAUGGAGAAGCCCACGGUGAACCCUCGUGCUCUUGGCGUGGCCCUAGGACCAACUGCCCGUAUGGCUCGGCCCUCAGUGUCGUCUUUAUCUUCCAUCGUUCACGACGAAGAAGACAACCCGGCAGUAUCUGUCCCCGAUCUCAACUACGACUCGUCCUGCUCCACUACCAGUGACCACCCCGAGUUUGUCAACAUGACCAACAACCCACGGUUCCAGUCCAGACAUCCUUCUCUUUCUUCUGUGGGUAAACCCAUGGGUUCGUCUGAACGAAGAGGUAUGUCUCAAGACUACUCUGAUAUUGAAAAGGACGGAAUUCCUCUCUUUCCGCAUGAUAAUGGGCUCGAUAGCAAGGGACAGGCGAACAGAACAUUCUCUGGACCCCCUCGAAUGCCUCCUCGCCUCAACAAUGCCCACUCGGGCUCUCAUCUUGGCAACGACGCCCGUAAACGCGCACCAGUCAGCAAUUAUGGAAGUCUACGAAACGCUGCGUCUCUCGCACGUCUUGGAGGGGGCUCUCUGCGACGUCUGGGUUCGUAUACAAAGGAAGAUCCUCCUUUAGAACCCACCAAGACCCGCGGUACUGGAGGCUCACGACGUGGUCCUCUCGGUGGCAGCUCCAGUGCUGGUUUUACCAACGAUGAGGAGUACUACGACUUUGAUGUGGAUGCUGAUCUCGACGACGAAGAGUUUGAUGAUGCAUCAGAAAGCACUCCUCUUCGAAGGGGAGACAGCAGUCGGAGAGUGCGUAAGAACGGGCAAUUUUCUCCCCACAACUUCCAUAAGAGCUCCCAUCAUGCUCGGUGGCGAGGUAUUCGACGAGCUAUUUGGAUCAUGUCUUCUCUAGUGGCUGUUCUGCUCACUGGCUUUGUGUUUGGCUUUGUGCUUGCUACAAACCGCCCCCUGCAGAACGUCAGUGUCGUGGAUAUCACGGAGCUGCUCAUUUCCGAGCAGGAGCUGGUGUUUGACAUUGUUGUCAAGGCCUUCAACCCCGGUAUUUUGUCGGUGGUGGUGCCGUUCCUAGAUAUUGAUGUGUUCGCCAAGCCCAUAGUGUCCAAGGACGACAAAGACGAAAAGGACAAGAACAUUCUGUUGCUGGGCAACAUUGACGAGUUUGAUGUGCCUCUGCGAUUCGAGGGCGGCUUUUUCACCCGGCACGCCCAAUCGGCCAUGGGUGAGGUCCGUCUGAAUGACCCCGGUGUGCCCCGUAAUGCGACUCUGGAUUCAGGAGUACCCUUGAUGCUGCGGGUACCUGACAAAGACAAGGGCGACAAGGACAAGGAGCCAUUGACUCCGGAAGAGCGGUGGAAGAAGAUUUGCUCCGAGCCGUUUGAGCUCAUUGUUCGCGGCGUACUCAAGUAUGAUCUGCCGCUGUUCCACAAGGGUCAGUCCACCACGGUUUCGAAGAGUGUCAAGGUGACGCCACAUAAAAACUAG
Molecule: messenger RNA, 2613 nt
Organism: Yarrowia lipolytica CLIB122
Lineage: Eukaryota; Fungi; Ascomycota; Dipodascomycetes; Dipodascales
Biological process (GO): positive regulation of phosphatidylinositol biosynthetic process; vacuole inheritance; protein localization to vacuolar membrane
Cellular component (GO): fungal-type vacuole membrane; PAS complex
Source: RefSeq, a predicted model, not a curated record